Molecule: messenger RNA, 4353 nt
Organism: Talaromyces amestolkiae
Lineage: Eukaryota; Fungi; Ascomycota; Eurotiomycetes; Eurotiales; Trichocomaceae
Exons: 4
Coding region: 1-4353 (1450 amino acids)
Biological process (GO): nucleoside metabolic process
Cellular component (GO): kinesin complex
Molecular function (GO): catalytic activity; protein binding; ADP binding
Source: RefSeq, a predicted model, not a curated record
AUGACAACUGUGACGCACAACGACUACACAGUCGCAUGGAUUUGCGCCUUGCCGCUGGAAACAGCAGCGGCCCGCAGUAUGCUGGACAGAACCCACAGUCCGCUGCCUAUGCCCUCCACGGAUUCGAAUGCUUACCAACUUGGUGAACUAAACGGCCACUAUAUUGUGAUCGUCAGCCUGCCAAACGGGAUAUACGGCAAAGUGUCUGCUGCAGCUGUAGGGACUCGCAUGCGCUUGACCUUUCCUCAGCUUCAAUAUGGAUUGAUGGUGGGGAUCGGAGGCGGAGUCCCGGGCAAAAGUCAUGACAUUCGAUUAGGCGAUGUAGUGGUAAGCAAACCAUCUGGAAAGCACAGUGGAGUAAUCCAGUAUGAUUAUGGCAAGGCGAUUCAAGACGGCCAAUUUGAGGUAACAGGGGCCCUGAACAAACCACCACAGGUGCUUUUGACUCAUAUGGGUCAACUGGAGGCAAAACAAAUGACUGAAGGCCAGGACGCUCUUUCUCAUAUAGUGAAUGGAAUCUUGAUAAAAAAUCCUAAUAUGCAAGUACGAUUUUCACCUCCUGACCGGUACACUGACUUUCUAUUUCAUUCCUCUUAUCAUCAUAUCGCCGGGGAAGGUACUUGUGAACAUUGCGACAAAGAAAAAUUAUAUAAACGGCAACCACGAAAGACAAGAACACCUCAGAUUCACUAUGGGUUGAUUGCAUCAGGGGAUCAGGUAAUAAAGGACUCCGAAACACGAGAUCGCCUAGCACAGCAGUAUGGAAUCCUCUGCUUUGAAAUGGAGGCGGCCGGGCUGAUGGAUGAGCUUCCAACGCUUGUGAUCCGAGGGAUAUGCGAUUAUUGCGACUCUCAUAAACAGAAACAGUGGCAAGGAUAUGCAGCGUUGACAGCGGCUGCUUACGCAAAAUUGCUGUUAUUGGCGAUUCCUGUUAGACGUCCAGAUGCCAACUUACUGAACAACAAGAUGAUAAGGCACUGGAUAGUACCGCUCGCAAGGAAUCCCAAGUUUGUCGGGCGUCAAGAUGAGAUCACAAAACUGGAAGAAUUAAUAACAAUGCAAGACGGUCCUAGAAAAAUCGCUAUCACCGGGCUAGGCGGGGUCGGGAAGACCCAAGUGGCUUUGGAGCUCGCACACCGCAUCCGGGACCGAGAUAAGGAGUGCUCAGUCUUCUGGAUCCCCUGUACUAGCCAUGCCAUAAUUGAGCAGAUGUUUAUGCAAAUUGCACAGACACUCGGACUUCGUGAUGGGAAUCUGGCAGAGGUCAAAGAACAGGUCAAGAGAUACCUCAGCUCUAAGCGCGCAGGAAAGUGGCUUCUUGUUUUUGAUAAUGCAGACGAUGCAGAGAUGUCGUUCGCCGCCAAUCAUACAGCUCCACCUCUUGAAGAUUUUAUCCCUGAGAGUAAGGACGGCAGUAUUCUGUUCACCACUCGAAACCGAAAACUCGCUAUGAAGCUGGCACCAUUCAAUAUUGUUUCCAUUCCAGAUGUGGAUAAAGAAACGGCAGUCAGAAUCCUGGAUAAGACAUUAGCACACGAGGGCUUGCUAAGAGAUACUACCACAACUGCUACUCUCCUGGAACAAUUGGCUUUUCUUCCUUUAGCAAUAACGCAGGCAUCGGCAUAUAUCAUUGAAAACGGUACCGAUUUGGCAACCUACCUGACCCUUCUCCAAGAGCAGGAACAAUAUGCUGUCGAACUCCUGAGCGAAGACUUCAGGGAUCUAGGACGCUAUAAGGAUAUUCAGAAUUCUGUGAUGACCACCUGGUUAAUAUCAUUCAAAGACAUCCAGCAGCAAGAUCAAUUAGCUGCUGAUUAUUUAUCUUUCAUGGCCUGUAUCGAACCGCGAAACAUUACCCAGUCCCUGCUUCCUCAACCCGCAUCGAAAAAGCAGAAAGUCGAUGCCUUGGGGCUCUUAAAUGCAUACUCGUUUACGAACAAACAAGGCAUGGAUAUCAAUAUGCACCGACUGGUCCAUAUUGCGACCCGAAACUGGCUCAGGAAGAAUGCGUUAUUCAGCCACUGGAUCAAAAGGGUGGCUGAUCAUAUGCAGAAUGUAUUUCCAGAUAAUCACCACACCAAACGAGAACUUUGGCGGCAAUACCUUCCUCACGCUUUAGCCGUUUUGCGUGAUAAUGAAAUUGUGGUACAGGAGAACGAUUACUUGAGUUUGACUAGAAAGGUUGCAGAUUGCCUUUUCAGUGACGGAAGAUAUCAGGAAGCAGAAAUAUUUUAUGAGAAGAUAAUGACGAUCACCCAGGAAAAAUCCGGGGCAAAGCAUCCCGACACUCUGACCAGCAUGGCAGACCUGGCAUCAACCUACCGUAAUCAGGGUCGAUGGAAUGAAGCCGAAAAGCUGUUUAUGCAAAUUUUAGAGAUAAGUCAAAUCGUGCUAGGAGCAGAGCAUCCCGUCACCUUAAAUAGCAUAGCAAACCUAGCAUCAACCUACCGGAAUCAGAGUCGGUGGAAUGAAGCUGAGAAACUAGAGGUGCAAGUUAUAGAAAUAAGGAAGACUGUGCUAGGAGCAGAGCAUCCUAACACUCUAACCAGCAUAGCAAACCUCGCAUCAACCUAUGAAAAUCAGGGUCGGUGGAUUGAAGCUGAGAAACUAGAGGUGCAAGUUAUGGAGAUAUCUAAGGCUGAGCUGGGAGCGGAGCAUCCUAACACUCUAAAUAGCAUGGGAAAUCUGGCAUCAACCUACCAGAAUCAGGGCCGGUGGAAUGAAGCUGAGAAACUGGAGGUGCAAGUUAUGGAGAUAUUCAAGACUGUGCUGGGAAUAGAGCAUCCCGACACUCUGACCAGCAUGGGAAACCUGGCAUCAACCUACCGGAAUCAGGGUCGAUGGAUUGAAGCUGAGAAACUAGAGGUGCAAGUCAUGGAGACAAGUCGGACUGUGCUAGGAGCAAUGCAUCCYGACACUCUGAUUAGUAUGGGAAAUCUGGCAUUAAYCUACCAGAAUCAGGGUCGGUGGAAUGAAGCUGAGAAACUGGAGAUCCAAGUCAUGGAGACAAGUCGGACUGUGCUAGGAGUAGAGCAUCCUAACACUYUAAYYAGCAUGGGAAAUCUGGCAUYAAYCUAYCRGAAUCAGGGUCGRUKGAAUGAAGCUGAGAAACUGGAGAUCCAAGUCAUGGAGACAAGUCGGACUGUGCUAGGAGUAGAGCAUCCCGACACUCUAAUUAGCAUGGUAAACCUGGCAUCAACCUACCGGAAUCAGGGUCGAUUGAAUGAAGCUGAAAAACUGGAGUUGCAAGUUAUGGAGUGCAAGUUAUGGACCGCGGUUGCCGUUCCCACGACCCCCGGUUCCAGUGUUCCCAUUGAUAUCGGGAUCGACGGCCCCAUGGGAAUAAUUGAGAUAGGCUCACCUGGACAAACAAUUGACGUCCAGUUUGAUACCACCUUCGAUGGGGUGCUGGUUCGAUCGACCCGCGCGGAUAUCUCUGACACAUAUAACGGCCCUGUAUACAAUAGUAGCGACUCUAAGUCAUUCAGUUAUAUUUUUGGUUCCAUCCCCGAGAAUACAUACACGCAAACGUUUGAGGAUGAUGCCUAUGCUAUAGCGCUCGCUGGCAUAGAAACAUUCAAUAUUGGCGGCAACCUCUAUUCGAAUAUCGCGUUUGGUCAGCUUGAACAAUACUAUCAGAAUAGGAGUGGACAGGCUAUUCCCUUUAGCGGGGCUGGCAGGAUUAUUGGCCUCAACUACAACUCGAUGCAGCAGCCUGGGUUCUCAAGUUUCAUGUACGCGAUGAAAUAUCAGUUGACAGAAUGGAAAUGUACUCUUGACUCAUCUCGCGAAUGGCAAAAUGGUACCUGGAUCUUUGGAAGUCUGGAAAGCAUGGAUGCGCGUGCUGAUAUCGCGUGGGCGGAUCGGAAUGUUGGCCAGCCUACUUGGAGUGUCAAUAUUACAGCGAUAUCAGCUGGCAGUAGAAAGAAUCCUCCAAUCAACACCUGGUCCGCGACAGUUUCGACGGCAGAGCCGUCCCUCGUCUGGCCGCAAAAGCUCCUAGACUGGUAUUUUACUGGCGUUGACUCUACAUGGUCCGCUUUUGAUAAUACAUAUCGCUAUCCAUGCAAUGUUGCCCUGCCUGAUUUCACGUUUGGCAUCGGAAAUGGGACCUUCACCAUCCCUGGUACCUAUAUGCCCUACCAGCGUGACCAAGCCGGUACUACUUGCAUUUCUAUCAUCACGGGGGACAAUUCUACAGACCCGAGUCAUGAGUACAUCUUUGGUUCCUGGUGGGCCCAGCUAGGUGUGCUGAUUCUUGACUACGAACAUAGCCAGGUGGGAUUCAUGAAUAAGUCGGCACCAUUGCCCGAGUUUACUACAGCUACCCUUGACGUCAUUGCAAUGAAUUGA